Molecule: messenger RNA, 1095 nt
Organism: Naegleria fowleri
Lineage: Eukaryota; Heterolobosea; Eutetramitea; Acrasida; Naegleriidae
Exons: 1
Coding region: 1-1095 (364 amino acids)
Source: RefSeq, a predicted model, not a curated record
AUGAAUGUUCUGAUCGUUUCAGAAGUGAAAGACUCGACGACGACGACGACGAGUGGGAUUCGUCGGAGUGCUUGCACAAUUCCGAAGUCCAAUAAUUCACGUGAAUGUUUUGUGUGUGAUGAUGAUGAUCGUACAAAAAGGGUGAAUCGUGGUGAUGCUUGGAGCGGUACUUUUAAUCAUCAUUGUUAUGACGAGUCGAAUGGUUGCAACGCUCGUUCCAUCAUCACGUCUGAAAUUUCAUCAUCAUCGUUAGACUCUUCAUCAAGAUCCACUUUAUCCAAAUUUUCAUCAUCUUCAUCCCCUCUUAAAUUAUUGAAUUCCAUUCCGCUUGUAUCCCUUCUUGUUUUCCUUCUUCUCCUCUCAUUCAUAGGCUCCAAGUUGGUGUGUGCCCAAGAUUUUUGUAAAACCUUCUCCGAUUGCACGAGUUGUGUUGAGGCUGCUGAUAAUUCAUGUCUAUGGUGUGCUACAUCGGAUACUUGUGUCUCGGUCGUUUCGGUUUUUGAUGAAUCCACAGGUUCUUACCAAUUGUCGACCUCUCAAUGUCCCAUCCCGAACGAGCCUAUCUCGCUCUUUACUGAGAUGUGCAUGGAUCCACUUUUUGAAACAUGUGGUAAUAGACAAUUACCCAAUAUUGUGGAGUCCAAUAGUAGCAUCUUUCAACAUCCAUCUACAAAUCCAACCCAAAGCAACAAACUUCAAGAUAUUUCGAAAUGUCAUGAUCACUUGGAUUGUGUCUCUGAUAAGGAUUGUGUUUAUAUUUCUAAAGGUUUUUUCACAGUCACAGGUACAAAUCCCUCUGAUGAUGGUAAAAGUAGAGUGAUUCCAUUGGGAAUUAAUGGAACGUGUUGGAGAGCUUUACCAAUUUUAGGAAGUCCCACUUCUCGUACUGUGCAUCGUGGAGGCCUAGUUUAUUAUAUCGAAUCUGAAGAAUCCUAUUAUGCAACCUGUAUCAUUCGUGAAGUUUAUUAUUGGGUGAUUAUUGCUGCAAGUAUUGCUGCUAUAGGAUGUUGUGUAUGCACUGGGUGCAUUUGUUGCUUGUGUUGUUUCUGCUUGUACUGUAAGCGAGAUCGAAGAUAUAUUUCGCUUAAUAGUUAG